Cloeon dipterum is the source of this 1775-nucleotide messenger RNA. Its product is annotated as ADP/ATP translocase 1-like. Gene Ontology annotation, molecular function: ATP:ADP antiporter activity. The record is from RefSeq and is a predicted model, not a curated record. Gene Ontology annotation, biological process: mitochondrial ATP transmembrane transport; negative regulation of mitochondrial outer membrane permeabilization involved in apoptotic signaling pathway; mitochondrial ADP transmembrane transport. Lineage: Eukaryota; Metazoa; Arthropoda; Insecta; Ephemeroptera; Baetidae. The coding region runs from base 167 to 1093 and encodes 308 amino acids. The transcript is spliced from 4 exons. Gene Ontology annotation, cellular component: mitochondrial inner membrane.
UAGCAUAAUUGAAAUAAUAAAAUGCGGCACAUCUGAACGUUGUUCGUCAGAUGAAUUCGCGCAACACGAAGAGGAAGAUGCGAAAGUAGCCCUCACGGCCACAUGUGCUUAUAAGAAAAGGAUUCCAAACCCAGCUGCGGUACAUUGCAAUUUUUGAAUCUUGAAAAUGGCGAUGGUCAGCGUGCUUCUGUUCCUGAAGGACUUCCUGCUUGGCGGGCUGGCCGGCACCGUGUCCAAGACGGCGGCCGCCCCCAUCGAAAGGGUCAAGUUGCUGCUGCAGCUGCAGGACGGCUCGGUGCAGAUGCGAAACAGCGACAAGCGUUACGACGGCAUCGUCGACUGCGUCCGCAGCGUACUCAAGGAGCAGGGCCUGCUCAGCUUCUGGAGGGGCAACCUGGCCAACGUGGUCCGGUACUUCCCCACGCAGGCCAUCAACCUCGCCUUCAAGGACAGAUACAAAGAGCUCUUUUUGCGAGGCGUGGAUAAGAGCAAAGACUUCUGGACUUAUUUCGCCGGCAGCGUUGCUUCAGGGAGUGCAGCAGGGGCAACCUCCCUUUGCGUUGUCUAUCCUCUCGAUUUCGCGAGGACUCGACUGGCCGCCGACGUCGGAAAAGUCGACGACGAACGCGAGUUCACCGGUCUGUUCGACUGCUUCAAAAAAAUCGUCAAGUCAGACGGGUUUUUCGGGCUCUACCGAGGAUUCUGGAUGUCUCUGAUCGGCAUUGUCAUUUAUCGAGGCGCGUAUUUCGGAUUUUAUGACAUUGCGAAAGAAGUGAUCGGCAGUGACAACUUAAAUUUCGUGACAAAAUGGAUUGUUGCUCAGGUUACCACGACCUUGGCUGGUCUGCUCGCUUAUCCGUGUGACACUGUGCGGCGAAGAAUGAUGAUGCAGUCUGGCUGCAGGAAAGACGAGAAGUUGUACUCGAACAGUCUACACUGCGUCGGCAGCAUUAUCCGCCAAGAAGGAAUUUGCGCCUUUUUCAAAGGAGCGUUUACAAACAUCGUCAGAGGCAUCAGCAGUAGCCUGGUCCUCGUCCUCUACGACGAGUUUCAGAAGCUCUUCGAACUUCUCUUUCAAACGGACUCAAAGUGAUAUUUUUAUUUUUGUUAAUAUCUGCGUGUUUGUGUGACUUGUAUAGAACACGUUUUGCAGUGAGUAAAACUAUAAUUUAUGAUCCUCACAUCAGUAAAAUGUUACAAGCAGUUAAGCCCAAUGUAAGUUUACAAAAAAAUUACCGCAAGGUGGAUAUCCUUACGCUGUAUAAAAUUUCUGCUCUUCACGAAACAGGUUUUUAAACAAGUCGAAAUUUCAGGCGUAUUUUAUCUCUUCUCUUCUCCGUCUGUCUGUUAAAAAAGAGAAGUGUGUUUCCAGGCGUAUGUUUAAAUACUCGUCCAUGUCGGCUUUCUCAGCGCAAGAGUGCUCAUUUUUUUAAUGACUCCUUUGAGCGCAAAUACAAGGAAUGCUGAUUUAUGUUGGCUUGGCAACUGCCCAAGGUUAUUAUUCUUAACUUUGGGGUGCGCUUCAAUUAUAAACACUUCAAGCUUUACGAUGAAAAAUAAUCUCUAAAUUUGAUGUCUAAAAAUAACUUUGAUGUAUUUAAAAUUAUAUUCAGAUUUGGAGUUAAGUAAAAAUCGAUUGAUUAUUCUUAUGUAGUAUUUUUUAUUGUAAUCACGUCAGCUUACAAACUAUUAUCUUUUUCACGUUUUUUGUACUUUUUCUUUUACACGUUCUCUUUUUCGAACAUCAGUCUCACUGCUUUAGCCGCCAAAUCUGU